UGGAAGGCAAUGAACAGAGAAAACAACCAACAGGUCGAACAGCAGUCGUUGGAAAGUCUUCUAAACUAACAGACACAUACGGUGCGAUACUUCGUUAUUAUAAUUUGUUUUAUUCCUCUCCUUUUUUUGCUUUUACUAAAAAUUAACGCUCGAAGAUACCAAUUAAUAUUUAUUCCGUCGUUUGUUCGUGACUUUUGAAAACAUGCUUCCAAGAAGACGAGUCGUCGAGCUGCUUCAAGUUAUUUCCUCGCAAUCGUAAUAUGAUUUAAAAAAAAAACAAAUAUUAUUUCGACGUCGUCAGAUGCAGAUGUCCAGCGCAUGGAAAUCCAGGAGGAAUUACGCCAAUAAUCGAACAUGGAAAAACUCGUAGCACUACAGCCAAUACGAAUCCUUCAAAGGAAUACGCGUUCGAGAUGGCGUGUUCGACCGUUCGUUAUGGCAUCGGAGUUACAAGAGAACUGGGUCAAGAUAUUCAGAAUUUAGACGCAAAGAAAAUAUGUUUGAUGACCGAUUCGAAUUUAGUCAAUCUUCAACCGGUUAAAACUGCAAUCGAUAGUUUGACUAAAUACGGGAUUGAAUUUGAAGUGUACGAUAAGGUUCGGGUUGAGCCUACGGAAGGGAGUCUUCAAAAUUCGAUAGAAUUUUCUAAGCGAGGAAAAUUUGACGCUUUCGUUGCGGUUGGAGGGGGGUCGGUAAUGGACACGUGCAAAGCUGCUAAUCUUUAUAGCAGUGAUCCUAAUGCCGACUUUUUAGAUUACGUUAAUGCGCCGAUAGGAAAAGGAAAACCAAUUUUAGUCAGUUUAAAACCACUUAUUGCAAUACCAACGACAACGGGUACAGGCUCAGAGACCACCGGUGUGUCCAUCUUCGAUUAUCGACCUCUCAAGGCCAAAACUGGAAUUGCAAACAGAGCUCUGAGACCUACCUUGGGUCUUAUCGAUCCAAAACAUACGUUGAGUUUACCGCAAAAAGUUUGCGCUUAUUCCGGCUUCGAUGUACUUUGUCAUGCUCUGGAAUCGUUUACAGCAAUACCGUAUACGGAAAGAACACCUUGUCCACCGAAUCCGAUUCUACGACCAGCAUAUCAAGGUAGCAAUCCUAUUAGCGAUGUAUGGGCCAGAUAUGCUCUGCAAGUAAUGCGCAAGUAUUUCGAGAGAGCAGUAUAUAAAGAAGAUGAUCUCGAAGCUAGAAGUAACAUGCAUUUAGCUAGUACCAUGGCUGGUGUUGGUUUUGGUAACGCUGGUGUCCACCUUUGUCAUGGUCUUUCAUAUUCUAUAAGCGGUAACGUUCGUAAUUUUCAACCCGAAGGAUAUACCAAAGAUCAUCCUAUAAUACCUCACGGUCUCUCAGUUGUUAUCUCGGCACCAGCCGUUUUUUCUUUCACCGGAAUUGCCUGUCCAGAAAGACAUUUAGAAGCUGCUGAAUUGUUAGGAACUGACGUUAAAGGUGCGAAACGAGCUGACGCUGGAGAAAUUUUAGCAGACACCGUUAGAAAAUAUAUGCGCGUAAUGAAAGUGGAAAAUGGUUUGACGGAACUUGGUUUCAAAAAAGAGGAUAUUAAUACUUUGGUUAAAGGAACUUUACCACAGCAUCGGAUAACAAAAUUGGCGCCACGUGAACAAUCGGAAGAGGAUCUAGCGAAAUUGUUUGAAAAUUCAUUUACAAUUUAUUAAACCAAGAUGCUCUAUCAAUAUUAUAUGCAUCAUACUUCUGUAAUUUUUAUACAUGUUUAUAAAUUGUCACGAAUAAAAAAGAAACUAUCUUUGCAGACGAUGGCAAUAGCUGUUUCUUUAUAUGUGAA
Messenger RNA from Polistes canadensis, 1801 nucleotides. It is a transcript of the gene T3dh, whose product is annotated as probable hydroxyacid-oxoacid transhydrogenase, mitochondrial. Lineage: Eukaryota; Metazoa; Arthropoda; Insecta; Hymenoptera; Vespidae. The record is from RefSeq and is a predicted model, not a curated record. Bases 414 to 1673 code for a protein of 419 amino acids. Gene Ontology annotation, cellular component: mitochondrion. Gene Ontology annotation, molecular function: metal ion binding; alcohol dehydrogenase (NAD+) activity. The transcript is spliced from 8 exons.